AUGGCUUCUGCGCUCCUCCUGCCCUCUCUCGUGCAAGGAGUUUGCGAAUGCGGUUACCGCACCUCUUCCGGUGACAUUUGGCAGUACGCAAUCGUCACCGAUUUUGCCAACAUCACGUCGCUUUCCUCUUCCAACUUUACGAGCGACUGGGAUAUCCAGACAUGGAAUACCAAUUCUUCCAAUCACCCGUACCAGAUGCAAAAUACAGAGAGCAACGUCUGGCUCCAGGAUGAUAUGUUGUGGAUGCAGUGUUCGGCAUACAAUUCGAGCGAUGACUUUGUCUAUACUUCUGAGACUGUGACGAACCGCAGUGAUAUCUUCCGUGGUUCGUUCCGUGCAAUGUUCCGUGUUACGGGUGGGCAGGGCGCGGUUGCUGGGUACUUCACUUACUAUAAUGACACCAAUGAGUCUGAUAUCGAGAUCUUGACAGCUGACAAUCAGACCACCAUUCACUACUCCAACCAACCUGAUGUCAUUGACGGAGACACCGUUGACGGAUCUUCCUACGAGGACACCUUGGUCAAUGGCCUCAAGUGGACCGAGUACAUCGAGCACAGACUUGACUGGUACCCCAACCAGACGGAUUACUACGCCAACUACACUCACGCCCAGACAAACUGGUACCACGCUCCCGAAGAGCCAUCGAACGUGAUCCUCAACAUGUGGUCCGACGGUGGUGUCUGGUCCUCUGGUCCUCCGACUUCUGAUGUCGUGAUGCAGAUCAAGUAUAUCAAGCUGUACUUUAACACUACGAAUUCGCUGGCUCAGAUGAACGAGACGUGUACGGGUGAAGUUUGUGAUGUUGAUGGUAAUAGAACGGAUCCGAAUCCGCUGACUGCUUAUCCGAGUCCUACGGCUACCAGCAGUGUUGAGUCCAGUGCGAGUGAGACGGCGUCGCUCUCUGCUAGUGCUUCGGGUUCGAGUUCGGGAGCUGUGAAGGUUGGGUCGAACUCUGCAUUGAUGUCUGUAGGAUUAUGGUUGGGUGGUGCAUUCAUGGUGGGAUUAUUGGCUUAG
Messenger RNA from Saitoella complicata NRRL Y-17804, 1014 nucleotides. RefSeq names its product concanavalin A-like lectin/glucanase. The record is from RefSeq and is a predicted model, not a curated record. Gene Ontology annotation, biological process: carbohydrate metabolic process. Lineage: Eukaryota; Fungi; Ascomycota; Saitoellomycetes; Saitoellales; Saitoellaceae. Gene Ontology annotation, molecular function: hydrolase activity, hydrolyzing O-glycosyl compounds. Bases 1 to 1014 code for a protein of 337 amino acids. The transcript has a single exon.